AUAUUUAGGCGGGGCGGGGCGGGCCGGGCCGGUGACAACCGCCAUCACCGAUCGAAACUGAAAGUGCUGACAAAACCGCCAUCACCGAUUGAAUCCUCCAUUCGAUUCCCGCCGGACUUCCCGGAUUUUCUGCUUAUUUCUCAACCUCCUUUUUUUCGCAAAUCCGAUAACAGGGAACAAGAGUAUUAGAUGAAAGAUGACCGCUGAUGAUCAACAAAUAGAAUGCCCCUUUACUUGUCAAAAAGAGGAGGAAGACAGAGAUUUCGAUCUGGCAAAUGCCGAGCCCGACGCCCCUUUGCCCCUCACUGUCACUUCAAGGGUGUUGUUCAUGUUGGGUGACAUUACAGCUGGGCCCGCCUAUCGGUUUGCGCAAUGGCUUGAGCUUGUCCGCAGGCGGAGCAGCAAGUAUCGGGCCUCGGGCUUCCCACACAGGCCAUAUUACUACACUGAGAGUAGCAGCGCACCCAUGAGCCUAGAAGAAAAUAGUGUUGGUGUAAAAACUUCUCCACCGGAGCAAGCAACAGAAAUCAGUUUGUGGGAAAGGCUUGGUAAAGCCGACAUGUUGGACAUUGAAUCAAGCUCCUUUUCCUGGAAUGCACUGUCUUCUCUUCACCAUACAGAGCACAGCAGUACUAGUGAACAGUCUGAGGAUGAGAUGAACAAAGCACUCGAGGUUACUGUUAAUUCUGGUGGUGUUGUUUUCUUCGCCCUAUUUAGCCAACCGGAUUCUGAUGAAUCUUCUACUAGGGAAGCCGCAGCUGUCAUAAAGUUCUCAUCAUCAAGGAUGGCUACUCAAUCAGAACGGCUUGGCUAUGAAUUUGCCAAGUGGCUUGGGGUCCAAACUCCACAAGUUGUAUCUUCUUACUUCUAAUAGUUACUUGUUUAUUGAUCUAAAAAUGAAGUUUCUCAUUCGUGCGACUGUGUAAAAAAAAAAUGCAGGCUAGAGUGAUUCACAAUGCCAGUCCCGAGUGGCUGCAAAUUAAAGAGGCUGCAGAAAAAGCUAGGGAUGCCGCUACAGCAGAAGGGGAUGAAAUUGUUGAAAUGACUUGUUCAGAACUUUUGGAAGCUCUUGAGCUUAGUCGUUGUCUGCUCAUGAUGAAUUAUGUACACGGAUCUCCUUUACUAGAAAGCACAAGCGUUUUCGAGUCACGUGAAGUUGCCGAAAAGACUGCAGCAGCCCUCGGUAGAAUUCUGCUGUUAGACCUUGUCAUAAGGAAUGAGGAUCGUCUUCCUUGUCGCCAUUUGAGAUGGCGUGGAAACUUUGCCAACUUGCUACUGGCUGAAAAGGCAUCCUAUGCAAAUGUGGAUGCACUCGAGGUGGCCUUUGACUCUGCAAUCAAGAAAUACAGGCCCAAGGUAAUCCGAGCACUUCAAAAAGAACGAAGGGCAACUUCAGUAGACAGUCGCUUAAGCCCUCCUCAACCAGGACUUGUAUCACAGACUUCUGAUGUUUCCGAUAUAACAGAAUCAUCCCCGAAAUCUAGCAAUAUUAGUGUAAGGAGUCUCUCCCUUAACGAGUCAGCCUGUCCGGAUUUACACAUUGUGGCAAUAGACUCUGGGGUACCUCGAAGGCCACCAGCCGGAAAGCGUGCGAAUGACCAGGAAAACUAUCCAAAGCUAGUCGAGCUCCUCAUAAACAGCUCCGAAUAUGCAUCAGAACUCUUGCAUGAUAUAACCGGGGGUAAAUUAGGGACUUCAUCAGGAAAUGCCGAUCAAACAACUGAUUUCCGCGAAGGCGAAAUGAAUUCAGUCGUGACAGGUGUGAGUGAAUUCAGACGCGGGUUCCGAGCUGCCCUCAGGGACUUGGAGGGAUUUCAUAUAUUCCUUAUUACCCUUCACCAGAAGCUUGAUGGGCUUUUGCGUGCAUUUCUUGGCAUAAUUAAUAAAUCAUCUUUUGGGGAGCUCGAGAAAGAAGAUUUGGUGGUCUCCGAAUCUCCACCACAGGUUAAAGGGACAGAGGUAAACUGUUCGUCCCCACCCAGUCGGGAACGAGUCCUUGGUGAUUGCUCUUCAGAUUUGAAUGAUUCGGAAUUAAGGAGAACACCUUUAAGGCCAUCAUCUGUGGGGCAUAGAGAAAGUUUAGAUAGUUGUUCUCCAAUGCCACGUGAAAGUUGUCAUGGGAAGUUGAGCAAGGGGAAUAAUGAGGUCUUUCGUAGCUUGAGGCUGACAUCAAAGCUCCGUGACUUCCACAGAUUUGCAAAGGUGGAUGCAGAGUUGAACAAAGAGUUAGAACAAUGGAAUGAUAUGCUUAAGAAUGAUGCAAUUAAACUGUGCCAGGAGAAUAAUUUCACCACUGGGUUUUUUGAAGGUAGCGAUAGCAAUUAUGUGGUUGACGCUUAUGAGUUGAAGGUCAGGCUGGAGCAUAUUCUUGAGAGGAUAGGCCUUAUAUCUGAUGCAGCAAACACAGAGAAGCCAUCGCGAAUAUCAGACAGUUUAUUUAUCGGUGGUGCACUUGCUGCAAGAUCCAUGUACACUUUACAGCUUUUAGGGAUUACACAUAUUUUAUGCUUGUGCUCGAAUGAGAUUGGACAGGCAGAUUCUCAGUUUCCUGAGCUAUUCAAGUACAAGAAUUUUUCGAUAUGUGACAAUGAGGACACCAACAUCAGCGAAAUUUUCCAAGAAGCUCACGAUUUCAUCGAUCACGUCGAAGAAACAGGUGGGAAAGUGUUGGUUCAUUGCUUUGAAGGCAAGAGCAGGAGUGCAACACUAGUUCUCGCAUAUUUGAUGCUCAGAAAAAACUUCACUCUGUUGCAAGCAUGGAAUGCCCUGAAGCGGGCCCACCGUAGGGCCCAGCCCAAUGACGGGUUUGCAAGGAUACUUGUGGAAUUAGACAAAAAGUUGCACGGCCAAGUCUCGAUGGAGUGGCAGCAGAGGAGGCCAUCAAUCAAAGUGUGCCCUAUCUGUGGGAAAAACGCGGGCCUCAGCAGCAGCUCAUUGAAGCUGCACUUGCAGAAAGCGCACAAGAAGCUGUCGUCUGGCAGUGUGGACAGCGCCAUGAAUAUGGAAAUACAGAAGGCACUCGACGCUCUUAAAAUAAGUCGUGGUGGGAGCGUAAGCCCCACUCAGAGACUUUCUCACUCGAUGACUGACGAAUAAGUGAAAGUUUUUUUUGAGGUAAUUGAGAAUCGGGAAUCGGGUUUUGCCUUUUGUGAAUGUUUUGGAGUGUGCAGAUUGUGCCUUGACCGAGUGGUUGAAGAAGAGAAGACGAGUUAAGAGGUUGAGAGUUUUUAAUGGCUCCAGUGUACUUAAGAUUGGCUGUUGUAGUUGUCCAGAAGUUAAAGGAGAAAAGAAAAUGGCUGUUGUAUAAUGUUACUUUGUGACCGUUAGUACCAAUUUCAAAAGCUCGUUCUUUCAGCUUCCUGUGAUGGGAAUCAGCCACAAGGCUGGGCCGGUUUUGAACUAUGACCCGCUCACAAAGAAAACCCAUUUGACCCGGUAGGAAUCAGCAAACCCGAUUUAAAAUUGUUGGUCGGAUCAUUUUUAUUUAAAUUAUAAUCCAAUGUAUUGCUU
Molecule: messenger RNA, 3510 nt
Organism: Striga asiatica
Lineage: Eukaryota; Viridiplantae; Streptophyta; Magnoliopsida; Lamiales; Orobanchaceae
Source: the annotation of a GenBank genome assembly